AUGUCUCUUGUAAAGAGCCAAAAUUUGGGACUGUUAAAAUGCCCGGUUAUUCCUAAUGAAAGCUCUUAUGAAAUUGUAUCGGAAGGACCCAUAUCUAUUUGGUAUUAUGGGAAAAGAGAGAAGAAAACUGAUUAUUAUGCAUUUCAGGUAAUUCGUGAAAUGGUACCAAUUUCGUUUAUUACAUUUCACCAUCAGACAACAAUUAUCGCACAAUCUUCCCUACCCAUUUAUAUUCCUUGCAAUAUAAACAUUAUUGUUGAUGGUAAAAAGGUGAAAUUAUAUCUUGGUAAAGGUUGUCAAAUAACGAAUAAAGAUAAGCGUAAAAGAUCUAUGGCAAUUUCGAAUGAACAAUUCGAAAUUCCCAAAUUAAACAUUAUUGUCAUCCAUUGUGCCAAUGUGAAACAACAAUUUCAUGAUGUCAUACAGGUAGUUAUCACAGAUGAAAUGAUCGCUUACUGUGGUGGUAAAAAUCACAUCCUAUUAAAUGCUCAUGAUACACGAAUUACCGUUCUACAAUAA
Messenger RNA from Cercopithifilaria johnstoni, 519 nucleotides. Lineage: Eukaryota; Metazoa; Nematoda; Chromadorea; Rhabditida; Onchocercidae. The record is from the annotation of a GenBank genome assembly.